AUGCACGAAGCUUGGAUUAAUAAAAAAGUCGAAGAAGAAAAAAUUACAGAGUAUAGAUAUGAUGAAUUUAAAAAAAAAAAAAAGAUUGGUAAUGGAGCUCAUAGUAGUGUUUUCAGCACAAUAGUCAAUAAAGAAAAUACGGUUGAAGUGUUUGCAUUAAAAGUAAUUGAGAAUAAUGCAGAAAUUAGUAAAGAGAUUGUGAAUGAAAUUGUAGAAGGUCUUAGAGAGAAACCAAUUCAGGGUGUAAAUCAAGGAUAUAUGACCAUUUAUGAAAAAUGUUGGCAGAGUAAUCCAAAUGAUCGACCAUCUAUUAGUAUAGUGUCAUUAAUGUUAAAAGAUAUUAUUUAUCCGCUUUUUCAGGAUAUCCCAAUUGAUGGUAUUAAUGAAGAUGAAUCAAAUUUUGAAGAACGCACUAAAGAAUAUAUUAAAAUUAUUGAUACUAUUUUUGGUGAAAUACCUGAAAUUAAAUUCAAUGAUCAAGACUCCAAGAUUACCUUUAUAAAUGAUCUUUAUUCUAAUCUUUAUGAAAUGCUUAACAAAGGCGAAUCUGUUCCUAAGACAAUUAAAAAUUACAUCGCUGAAAAUGGAAAAUCGGCUAAUGAUGUUUUAAUUUGGCUGUAUCUUAAAAAUGAGCCAAAGUAUAUUUGUCUUCGCGGAAUAUUUUAUAUGUGGAAAAUUGGUAUGAAAAAAAAGGAGAAUAACGCUGACGUUUUUAGUUUAUUUCUUGAAGCAGCAAAGGGAAAUGAUACUAUUGCGAAAUAUUUUGUUGGAAGGUGUUAUGAAGUCGGUUGGAAUACAAGAAUGAAUACAAAGUAUGCAAUUGAAUGGUAUGAUAAAGCAAUUGAAGACGAAUGUUUAGCGGCAGAAUAUAUACUUGGAAAUUGUUAUUAUAGAUGCCAAGAAUAUUCUAAAGCAUUUAAAUUACUCAGAAAUGCAGUUGACAAAGGCAAUAUAAUGGCGAUGUAUAAGUUGGGAUUGUGUUAA
Molecule: messenger RNA, 984 nt
Organism: Dentiscutata erythropus
Lineage: Eukaryota; Fungi; Glomeromycota; Glomeromycetes; Diversisporales; Gigasporaceae
Source: the annotation of a GenBank genome assembly